Messenger RNA from Fraxinus pennsylvanica, 441 nucleotides. Lineage: Eukaryota; Viridiplantae; Streptophyta; Magnoliopsida; Lamiales; Oleaceae. The record is from the annotation of a GenBank genome assembly.
AUGGGCGGAGCAGCCUCGGAAGCACAGUUCCAUGUAUUAGCCGUUGAUGAUAGCCUCAUUGACAGAAAGUUGAUUGAGAGACUCCUCAAAACUUCUUCUUAUCGAGUUACUGUAGUGGAUUCUGGAGUAAAGGCUCUAGAAUUUCUUGGGUUGAUUGAAGAUGAUAGUAUUGAUUCAAACUCAAGAAAUCAUCAUGAAGUAGAAGUGAAUUUGAUUAUUACAGAUUACUGUAUGCCUGGAAUUACCGGUUAUGAUCUAUUGAUAAAGAUCAAGGAAUCGACAUCUCUAAAGGACGUCCCAGUUGUGAUAAUGUCAUCAGAAAACGUUCCAUCGAGGAUUAGCAGUUGCUUAGAGAAAGGAGCAGAAGACUUCUUUCUGAAGCCAGUUCAACAAUCUGAUGUUAAUAAGCUAAGACCCCACUUAUUGAGAGGAAAAGCUUGA